Tilletiaria anomala UBC 951 is the source of this 1684-nucleotide messenger RNA. RefSeq names its product carbohydrate esterase family 4 protein. Gene Ontology annotation, cellular component: membrane. Gene Ontology annotation, molecular function: chitin deacetylase activity. Lineage: Eukaryota; Fungi; Basidiomycota; Exobasidiomycetes; Georgefischeriales; Tilletiariaceae. Gene Ontology annotation, biological process: carbohydrate metabolic process. Bases 149 to 1564 code for a protein of 471 amino acids. The transcript has 2 exons. The record is from RefSeq and is a predicted model, not a curated record.
CUCCCUUACCUCGUUAUCCUCUCGUCGGCUCGGCUCAUCACUGGUGCUGCACGGAGAGUUCACCCUUCACGUCCAAGACGCUUCGCCUUGUUAUUUGGCCGUGAUCCCUCAACUUUUAUUGACGCGUAGCAGUCGCUAACUAAUCAAAAUGGUUCGCAUCGCUUCGGGUGUCGCUGCCAUCGCGGCCCUCGUGUGCGCCUCCUCGGCCGCGGCCGCAGACAUCAAGCCGACACCAUCGGUGAUGCACCUGGUCAAGCGCCAGCAUCACUCGUCUGCAACCACAGCUGCCGCGGGUGCUGGGGGCGGAUCUGGCGCUGCCCACGCUGGAGCCAGCCCGGGCCUCGCCAACUUCAGUGGCAGUCUCCCCGCCAGCGUCCUGAGCAUCGUUGCCACCAUCUCGAGCGGCACUGCCUCUUCCUUCCCGACGUACACUUUGCCCGUCACCGCCACGCCGGGACAGACCAAUUCCUACGUCAGCGGCUCACCACCCUUGCCGACUGCCAACAUCGUUGGGUCCCAGUACCCGACACUGGAUCAGACCCCGCCAACCAACGAUCCGGUCGUCCAGGAGUGGCUUAAGAAGAUUGACCUAUCCAAGGCCCCGCAGAUCCCCGUUAACCCUGCGCAGUUGACCUGCUCCAACUCUUCGAACCCAAACGUCGCCAAUGCGGCUUCCAACGGUUGGUGGACGUGUGGCGGGCACACCCGUGACACGGAUGUCACGACUUGCCAGACUAAGAACACCUGGGGUGUCUCGUACGACGAUGGUCCUUCUCCUUACUCGCCGCUUCUGCUCGACUACUUCCAGAAGAACAACAUCAAGUCCACCUUCUUCAUCGUUGGCUCGCGCGCUGUCUCUCGGCCUACCAUGCUCCAGUCGGAAUACUGGGCUGGUCACCAGCUGUCCGUUCACACCUGGUCACACCCGUACCUCACGACGCUUACCAACGAGCAGAUCGUCGCCGAGCUUGCCUGGACCAUGAAGGCGAUCAAGGACAUUGUUGGCGUCACACCAAACACUAUGCGCCCCCCUUACGGCGACAUUGACGACCGCGUUCGCUACAUCUGCAAGGCCAUGGGCCUCACCCCGAUCAUCUGGACCACGGCCAACGGCCAGACGUACGACACGAACGACUGGAAGAUUGGCGCUGGCAUAGUCUCUGCCGCCAACUCUGCUUACACGUUCGAGCAGAUCAUAAAAAAUGCGCCCUCCCUUGACACGGGCUAUAUUGUCCUCGCGCACGACCUUUACCAGCAGUCCGUCGAGCUCUCUACUGAGGUCAUCCUGCCUUUCGUUGCACAGUUCCAGCCACAGCAGUCGCUUGUGCCAAUUAUCAACUGCGUUGGCCAGCCGAUGAACAAUGCGUACAUCGAGACAAACGCGAACAACAGCGCUAGCAGCCCUGGGCACACCCUCACGGGCAGCACGCCUACUGGGACCGGAUACAACCCCAUCCCCAGCAGCAGCACCAAGAAUUCGGGCGCCGCGUCGGCGCUCGUGCGGUCUGCACAGGCCCUUGUGCUCGGCGGUGUUGCUGCCGUUGGCGCUGUCCUCGUCAUUUAAGCGCACAUCGCUUCGCAUGUGCCUGGAAGUGAAACGGGACCAAGAUCGGAUGGAAUCAAGCAAAAGUCUUUAUUUUUUAUGCCGAUAGAGAGUAUUGCGCGUUUCCAUACGCGUGGGAAC